CGCCAGCUGAUGUUUCUUAUUGCAGCUGAACACGGGUGAGCUGCACACUUUCCCGCUGCCAGUGCACGUGUGUGUGUUUGUGAACAGCUCUGUCUUUCUACAGGGAUAAGGUGCUACACACUGCCACCAUGCCUAAGGUUCAAUUGCCAGAAACCGACGAGCAAGUGCGUGCAUUUGCUGAGAAGGUGUUCGCCUCUGAAACCAAGGAUGAAGACAUCCGUGAGGAGGUCUCCCUCUUCGGAGUGGCUGAUUGCCCCAUUCUCAACCAGGAGCUGGAACACCACCUAACUGUGGAUGAUGAUAUUGAGAGACGCAAGAAGCAUCUCCUUCGCUCCCAGCAGCUGUCAGAAAUACCAACCUAUCUCGAGGUGCCUCAUUUCCAGAGGGUAACCAUCACAGGAGACUAUGCCUCUGGGGUGACAAUGGAUGACUUUGAGGUGGCCUGCAAGGGUCUGGGCCAUGCUUUGAACAUCAGAGAAAAGUACAUGAGGCUGGCUUUGCAGAGAUUCCCCCAAACCACAUCUCAGUACCUGCGUGAGAUUGAUGGGGAGAAGUGGAACCCAGAGGAUCUGGUGCAGCCAGUCUUUACUUCACCUCCUAAACAAGGAGAGGAUCCAUUCAACACCAAGUCUCUGGCUUCUGACGCUGGCUAUGUGGCUCGCAUGCGGGAUGGUGUCAUCUAUGUCUAUAAAGACGCAGCAGAUGCAGACAAACACAAGCCCUUGAACUUGCCUGCUCCUGACUACACCACCUUCAUCGAUGAUAUGAACUUCCUCAUUGCCCUCAUUGCCCAGGGCCCAACAAAGACGUACUCUCACCGUCGUCUGAAGUUCCUCAUGUCCAAGUUUAACGUGCAUGAGAUGCUGAACGAAAUGGAAGAAAUGAAGGAGCUGAAGAAAAACCCACACAGGGACUUCUACAACUGCAGGAAGGUCGACACUCACAUUCAUGCUGCUGCCUGCAUGAACCAGAAGCAUCUUCUGCGCUUCAUCAAGAAGUCCUACCGAGUAGAUGCUGACCGAGUGGUGCACAAUAUCAAGGGCAAAGACAUAACCCUGAAGGAUCUCUUUGCCUCCCUCAAUCUGCAUCCCUAUGACCUGACCGUGGAUUCACUGGAUGUGCAUGCUGGUAGACAAACCUUCCAGCGCUUUGAUAAGUUCAAUGCCAAGUACAACCCUGUGGGGGCCAGUGAGCUACGUGACCUUUAUCUGAAGACUGAGAAUCACAUUGGAGGAGAAUACUUCGCCACCAUCAUUAAGGAAGUGGCCAGUGACCUUGAGGAUGCUAAGUACCAGUAUGCUGAGCCUCGUCUUUCCAUCUAUGGCUGCAAUCCCAGUGAGUGGACAAAACUCUCCAGCUGGUUCAACAAGAACAGGGUGUUUUCCCCUAACCUCAAGUGGAUGAUUCAAGUACCCAGAAUCUAUGAUAUUUUCAGGGCCAGGGACUUCGUGCCUCACUUUGGGAAGAUGCUGGAGAAUAUCUUCAUGCCCAUUUUCCAAGCCACCAUUGACCCUCAGUCCAACCCUGAACUGAGCAUCUUCCUGCAACAUGUCACAGGCUUUGACAGUGUGGACGAUGAAUCCAAGCACAGUGGUCACAUGUUCUCCACCAAGAGCCCUAAGCCAAAUAAGUGGGACAUUGUGAAGAACCCAUCUUACACUUACUACAUCUACUACAUGUAUGCCAACAUUGCCAUGCUCAACCAGCUGCGCAAGGAGAGAGGAAUGAACACGUUCCUGUUCAGGCCACACUGUGGAGAGGCAGGUGCUAUCACCCAUCUUCUGGCCUGUUUCAUGACAGCGGACAAUAUCUCUCACGGCCUCAACCUCAAGAAGAGCCCAGUCCUGCAGUAUCUGUACUUCCUGACUCAGAUCCCGAUUGCCAUGUCUCCUCUUAGCAACAACAGUCUCUUCCUGGAGUAUAAUAAGAAUCCACUGCUGGAGUUCCAUAAGAAGGGCCUGGUGGUGUCUCUGUCCACUGAUGACCCCAUGCAAUUUCACUACACCAAGGAACCCUUGAUGGAGGAAUACGCCAUCGCAGCUCAGGUGUUCAAGCUCAGCACCUGUGACAUGUGCGAAAUCUCAAGAAAUAGCGUCAUUCAGAGUGGCCUGUCACAUGAGGAGAAAGUUCAUUUCCUGGGCACAAAUUACUUGAAGGAAGGUCCAGAGGGCAACGAUAUACGCAAGACAAACGUGGCUCAGAUCCGUAUGGCCUAUCGCUACGAGACUCUGUGCUAUGAGCUCGACCUCAUUAAGCAAGGCGUCAAGGGUGACUAAAGGGUUAUAAACUCUUGCUAUCUAACACACACACAUAUACACACAGGUUUCUGCCUUAAUCUUCAGCACUUAACUUCAUAUAUUAGAUGCAUUGAUAAACAACUUGUGUUUAAAAAAAAAAAAGAUUGAAGUUAAUGUUUGGUAUACAGAAUAAAACAGUAUACAAAAUGAGAUGUAGUUUUGGACGGCUCACUCUAUUUUCUAGUGAACAAAUUUAAGACUCAAGACCUAAAUAGCACUAAGUAAUGCCAUCCAAACUCUUUUACCAUUAGCUUGCGUAAAGUGUGUGAAGGUUUAAACAGGAGAAGGUGGGAUUUCUUCAUACAGGUUUAACUGUUACUCCAUUACAUAACAGUCCUGGGAAUCUCUGUGGAUCUGCCAUUUAAAAAAAAAUUUUUUUUUAAGAAUGUUUUUGAAGAUAUUAAGGUAGUGAGCAUCACAAUUAUCCAUUAUCACAGUCUUUAUAGUUCUUAUAAUUAUUAUUUAAUCAAAAAACAAGUACAAAUGCUAUCAGGUUCAAUCUAAGUGGUGUUAAUAUGAUACAGACUCCAAAUUUUAAAUGGUUUGGUGUCUAAAAUACACAUCACACACACACACAAACAAUGUUUGGAAGUGCCUAAUAACAAUAUUUUAGAAUUCUUAUCUGUGAUAGAUUUGUGAAAACUGUGAUCCUCUGAUAUGAAAGCAGGUCAGUGUUUUCUGGGGAUGUACUCUGGAUGUCACUGUUGGAAGCCUUCAAAAAUAGUUUUAAGUCAAUAAACACUAAUGAAAUAAAUAACUGA
This is a messenger RNA of Ictalurus punctatus (channel catfish), 3058 nucleotides long. It is a transcript of the gene ampd1, whose product is annotated as adenosine monophosphate deaminase 1 (isoform M). Lineage: Eukaryota; Metazoa; Chordata; Actinopteri; Siluriformes; Ictaluridae. Gene Ontology annotation, biological process: AMP metabolic process; IMP salvage. The record is from RefSeq and is a predicted model, not a curated record. Gene Ontology annotation, cellular component: cytosol. The transcript has 15 exons. Gene Ontology annotation, molecular function: AMP deaminase activity. Bases 129 to 2276 code for a protein of 715 amino acids.